UUUGCCAUUCCGGGCAAGUUUCCUUGUAGACGGAGUGUCAGUACCGGUAACGGCAAGAAGGUCAAGAAAAAAACAUUCGACCAGCGGAAGCGUCUUAUUCAGAACUCCGAGGCUAUGCUGUUAAGGGCUGUAAGAAACCUGGGUAGCCUGCUGCGAAGAUAAUGAAGCGCGUCACAGGAUUCCCUUCCAUUCCAGUAGAGAUGGAUGAGUCAAUGAAUGUGUUGGACCUUGUCUCAAAGUUGAAGCUGGCUGAGCACUCGACUCUGGGCCUGGACGAGGCUGGUGGGGUUGACAAUAAUUGGCCCGAUCCCGGAGGCAUGCCAGAAAACCAAGUCCAACUGAUGGAUUACCCACUGUCCGAUUAUGCUAGGCAGAGGUAUCAGGAGGGAGUUUACAGUGGGCCAGCACAGUGUAUGACCCCUAACAGAAACGGUUAUUCGUUUGCCACGGCACGCAGCUCCCAGUAUCGGGAGUGGACUGUGGAAGGGUUGCCUCCUGAUGCGUCACAGCUGUCAUGUGGCCCUGUAGAAGCCAGGCUCCACCCUGACAACAGCAGCCUCUGGCUCAGGCCUGGCAAAGCAGCGAGUCCUGGGGAUGACACCAAACGCUGUGUGGAGAAGGACGGCCAACCCAGGCAGGGCAGAUCAGAGUGUCUCCCCAGUAAGGACACGGGGUACGAGUCCCAGGAUGUAUUGGAGGCUCCUCUGCCUCUGAGAUCUGACAUUGUCUACAUGAUGGGGCCCCAGGACCCCUACAGCUGCAGACCAGGCUAUGGCCCCCUCGUGGCAGGUCCCAACAUUCAUCCCUUGGACUGCGGGUGCUUUCAGUCUCCACACCGCCUUGAUCUUCGGAGAGGUGUCAUGGACCCUAGAAUGUUUUUACAUAAUCAGCCUUUUGGCCACACCCGCCACCUGUGGAAUCGCCCCGUGAAACAGGCGGAAGUCAGACAGAGGGGAGGGACAGAAACCAGUUUCUCUGGAAGCAAUCCUGGCCAGCAUGCACCCAAAGCUGAAUGUAGUGUUAAUGUCCCACGCCAUGACACCCCACCACAGGAAGUGAUGUUAGAGGCCAAUGUGCUCCCAUCACCAUCUUCUCCAAGGGUCUCUACUGCUCUGGGCACCAGGAAGACCAUCAGCCUGCCAGACGAGUGCCGCAAUAUUUUUGUCACCUAUUCUGUGGAUACUGCGUCUGAAAUAGUUCCUUUUGUGGAAUUUCUGACCAACCAUGGCUUUGUUCCUGCUAUUGACAUAUUUGAUAACCCGAUAAGACGCAUGGACAUCACAAAGUGGAUGGACAGCUACUUAAAAGAUAAAUCAGUGCUGAUCAUCAUAGUCAUCAGUCCUCAGUACAAGCUGGACAUUGAGGGGCCUGGGCAGGAUGAACAUGGCCUGCACACCAAGUACAUCCACUCAAUGAUACAAAAUGAGUUCAUCCAGCAAGGCAGCUUAAACUUCAGAUUCAUCCCUGUGCUCUUCCCAAAUGCAACUAAGAAACAUGUGCCAGGGUGGCUCCUCAACACAAAGAUCUACCGCUGGCCCAGGGACGUGGAGGACCUCCUGCUCAGACUGCUCAGGGAGGAGAGGUACAUCCUGCCCCCCCUGGGCAAGGAACUAACCAUCACCAUCUCUCCCAUGUGACCACCUACCUUGUCGAAGCACCUGGAAACCCUCUCCGCUCAUCCUGUUGCCAUUGUUCCAAAUAGAAACACACUCCCAUGUCGUUUUUUUGUUUGUUUUUUUUAUUCAAAUUUUUCCCCUUUUCUCCCAAUUUGGUAGCCAAUUGUACCCUAUCUAAUCCAACUAGUGUUAGCUGGGGAUACACCGCUUACAACAGAUGGAUCUAGCGAUCCUGAGAACAACACGCCUUCUUGUCUCACAGCCAGCGACUGUAAUUACAAGGCGCACCGGGGGUGCAUGCACAUGGCAAUCCCAACUAGUCCCUGCAAGCCAAUUAUGCCGCUCCAUGAGAGCCGGCCCAACUCAGCUCUUGAUAGGACUGGGAAUCGAACCCCGGUCCUCGGUGUGCAACUGUAAUGAACUGAGGCCUGCAUCAAGGUCCGUUACUUUAGCUGAGCGCCACCGUGGCCCCGCCAUGUCUUGUUUUACAUAAGUAUCAGCAAUGGCUCUAUGGUAUCAACACACCCUUAACAUUUCCAGUUACCAUGGAACCAAUCAAGGCGUUUUGUCCUGGGUUAAACUCUGAAGUUGGUAAAGCAUAAUCUUUGUCAGAUCGGUCUAAUGUGGGAAAAAAAAGUAUUGGCAUCAAAUAAUUAGUUAUCAUUAGCCUCCAGUGGCAGGCUGUGGGAUAGCCACUGGAGAUGUGUUGAAGGCAUUAUCCCUUUUCAGGCUCAAUGAACAAUUAGCAGCAGCUAAAAUCAGCUAACACAUGCACUGGAAAUGGGUGACUGCUUGGAACAUUCAAUUAUGCACAAUGAAUGCUA
This is a messenger RNA of Conger conger (European conger), 2440 nucleotides long. It is a transcript of the gene traf3ip2a, whose product is annotated as TRAF3 interacting protein 2a. The transcript has 11 exons. Lineage: Eukaryota; Metazoa; Chordata; Actinopteri; Anguilliformes; Congridae. Gene Ontology annotation, biological process: positive regulation of canonical NF-kappaB signal transduction; humoral immune response. The record is from RefSeq and is a predicted model, not a curated record. Bases 162 to 1637 code for a protein of 491 amino acids.